AUGGACGCGCAGCAUUCAGAAAAGCCACACAGCCACGCCAGCAUGAACAGGACCUCCUCAGCCAGGUCCCAGAACUCCAGAACCUCCUCUCACAUCUCUGAACUCACAAAGAACCAGGCCUACAUGACGGUGCCUCAGAAUUCUGCCCAAGGGGACAGACAGAGGCCCCCCACCACCAUCCUGCUCUGCAAGCCACAGACCAGCCAGGCCGCCCUGAUGCCCAAGGAGCACAGGACGUUCAUCGAGGAAGCCUACAACAAAGCCAUCUGCUUCAAGCUGCUCUGGGACCUCAGUAGUUCAGACUCUGUCCACCUGAGGUACACCAUCAAGAAAAUCAAGAGCAUAACUCACGGGGCCCCCAACCUGGUGCUGGAAACCAUCGGCGACUACUUUGUAAACAACCAGCAGAUCUCCACCUGGCACAAGUUCCGGCUCUUCCACGUCCUAGAGGCAGUCAUUGGAGCCAGUGAGUCCCUGGAGAAGACCUGGGAGAAGUCGUUCAUGCAGCUGGCCCUGGAGAACAUGACCAAGUCCACAGAGCUGGAGGAGGCCUACCAGGACGCGGCCAGCAACGUGCUGGUGGCCAUCUGCAGGCACUCGUGGCAGGCAGUGGCCCAGCAUCUGGAGACCGAGGUCCUGUCGGGCGUCUUCCCGCACCGCAGUCGCUUCUACGUGAUGGGCAUCAUGACCUUGGACGAGAAUCUCUUCAAGGAGGGAGAGAAGGCUGGCUGGGAAGAGCAGCUGACCAAGAUGGCCAUCAAGUCGGUGCCGUUUCUGAACACAGAAGCGUGGUCCAAGGAGCUGCUGGGGGCACUCACCAGGCCUGACCAGACACAGCAGGAGCAGCCCCCGGAGAAGGCCUUCCUGUUCAUCUACUACGGGCUAAUACUUCAAGCCUCAGAAAACGGCACCACAGUCAGGACACACCUGAAAACCCUGCUGGAAACGUCCCACCAGUGGUCCAAGCAGAGGGAGGGCAUCGCGCUCACCGUGGGGCUGGCUGCCGCCCGCCACCUGGACCACGUCUGGGCCGUCCUGAAGCAGUUUGGCAGCAGCACGCCCGUCAAGUGGAGCCUCAACAGCUUCUCCCCCAAGAACUCGGAGGACCUGCGGUGGAAGUGGGCCAGCAGCACCAUCCUCCUUGCCUACGGCCAGAUGGCGGACAAGGCCAAGGCCCACAUCCUCCCGUGGGUGGACAACAUCCUAUCCCGCAUGGUCUAUUUCUUCCAUUACAGCUCCUGGGACGAGAUCCUGAAGCAGAGCUUCCUCACGGCCAUACUCAUGCUGGUGGGGGCCAUCAGCCGCAACGAGGGCGCCCAAAGCUACGAGUUCUCGCAGGUGUCCAAGCUCCUCGAGUGUCUGAUGCUUCUGAUGGAGAAGGAGCCGCAGGACAUGCUGUGCACCACGACGCGCCAGCAGACCCUUAACAUCAUCUCCAGUCUCUGUAAGCUGAGGCCACCGCUGGACUUGGAGCAGAAAUCUCGGCUUCUGUCCAUCAGCCUCCACAGCGUGAUGUCCCUGCCGCAGCUGGAGGUCCUGGAGAAACACACCUGCCUCUUUCUGGAGCCGCCCAACAUACAGACCCUCUACAAGGAGACCGCAGGGGCCCUGGAGAAGAUGCUGCAGAACUUCAUCAUGCAGAACCCCACAGCCGAGGAGCUGCACUUCCUGCUGUCGCACCUGUACGUCUGGCUGGCGUCGGAGAAGGCACAUGAGCGGCAGCGGGCUGUCCACAGCUGCAUGGCCCUCCUCAAAUUCCUGAGCCACAACCUCUACCUGGACCCCAAAGAGGACUUCAAACGAAUUGGGCAGCUGGUGGGCAUGCUGGGGAUUCUGUGCCAGGACCCAGAUAAGACUACCCAGUGCUCCAGCCUGGAAGGAGUGGCCUAUCUCUACAAGCUCCUCAUGCACCAGAGAGGAGGAAAAGCUUCGCAGGAGCAAGCACCAGCCCCCCAGGAGCCUCCCCAGGCCAAUAAGGAAGAAGCCGUGCUCGGGAGCGGCGGGGACCAGGAGGCUGCUCCCCCCAGCCCCUGGGAGGUGGCACUCUCGAAGCCCAGCAGCUCCCAAGUCAAGGAUAUCAUGAAGCAUCUCACGACGGCAGAGCUGACCGACCUCAUCUGGACGGCCGUCAACAGCCUGGGCUCCACCAGCCCCUUCCGCGUGCAGGCAGCCGCCGACAUGCUGCUCACUGCCAUCCAGGACCACGGGGCCAAGCUGGAGACUGUUGCCAGCCUGGGCCAGGCCAUCCACCUGCAGCUCUGCUCCGUCCGCAUCCCCCAAGCCAGGGAAAAUGCCCUGCAGGCCAUCACCCUUCUGGCCCGGAACCACACCUCCGAGCUGGUGGCCGCCUUCCUGGACUUCUCCAUCUCCCUGGACAGCCACACCUUCCGGUUGUGGAGGGCCCUGGGUGCCGAGCAACCCAUGAGCCACCGGGUGCUGGCCAUGCUGCUGGGCUGGCUGCAGAAGCGCCCCCUGCCCACCAGGACCAGCGGCGGCAGCCCCCAACCCAAGAAGGCUUACCUGCACUCCCUGGCCGCCAUGAACACUCUGCACGAACUGCAGUUCGCCUGCGAGUUCAAGCAGGCCAUGCAGGAGGCCUUCCCCGAGCUCCUGCUGGCCCUCCUCUCCCAGACGCACUACCUGCUGCAGCUGAACCUGCCCGAGGAGCCCCAGCCUGGCAAGGGGGCCCAGGAGACAGCCCUGCUCGGCCCCCAGAGCAUGUCGCUGGAGGCACUGAAGAGCCUGCUGUCAACCACCAGGCACUGGCAGGACUUCGCCCACAUGGAGCUGCAGGGCGCCUGGGACCUCUUUGCCACCACCCACACCUACCCACAGGGCGUGGGCCUCCUUGCCAGGGCCAUGGUGCAGAACCAGUGCAGGCAGAUCAAGGCGCUGACCCUUCAGCUGCUGCCCAACCUGCGGAGCCGGGAGGAGCGGGAUAGGAAAGCGGCCAUCAUCAUCUUCACAGAGUUCCUCUACAGCCCCACCCUGCUGGAGGUGCUCCCCAAAGAGGCUGCCCUGUCCGUGCUGGUUCGAAGCCUCAGGGACCCCAGCCCCGAGAUCCGCGUGCUGGGCCUACAGGGCCUAGGGAACAUUCUUUUCCACCCAGAGAAGGGAAGCCUGCUCCGCGGACAGCUGCCGCCCUUCCUCAAGGGCUUCUUCCAGAGCAGCGAGCCAGUGGUGGUGCGCAUCAUGGGCACCGUGUCAGAGGUGCUGCACCGCCUGGGCGCGCACAGUACGGAGACCCUGGGCCUCCGCAUUGCCAUCAACACCCGCGCCUUCUUCGAUGACGAGCGGGACGGGGUCCGGGCAGCGGCCAUGGCACUGUUCGGGGAGCUGGUGGCGUCGGUGACAGGCCAGAAGUUCGGCGGCCUGCGCACCCAGGUGCGCCAGAGCAUGGUGCCCCUGCUCCUGCACCUGAAGGACCGCUGCCCCGCUGUCGUCACGCAGGCCAAGUUCUCCUUCUACCGCUGCUCCGUGCUGCUCCAGUGGCGGCUGCCGCACACCCUCUUCUGCACGCUGGCCUGGGAGAAGGGCCUUAGCGCCCGCCACUUCCUCUGGAGCUGCCUGAUGAGCCACAGCCAGGACGAGUUCAGCACCCACUUGGCGCAGGCCCUCAGCUACCUGCACAGACGGCACCACCACCUCAAGAUCUGGGCAGCACUCUUCAUCGGUUAUACCAUCUGCUACUAUCCCCGGGCCGUGUCCCAGACGGUCAGUGACGUGGACAUAAAGCUGCUGGUCUGCACUUUUGAGGAUCUCAAAAAGAACCCCGAACCCAGCAUCCAAUACUUCGCCAGCAGGCAGGCUUCCUUCCUUCAGAAGGUGGUAGCCAGACCAGCCAGACCACAGUGA
Molecule: messenger RNA, 3855 nt
Organism: Rangifer tarandus platyrhynchus (Svalbard reindeer)
Lineage: Eukaryota; Metazoa; Chordata; Mammalia; Artiodactyla; Cervidae
Source: the annotation of a GenBank genome assembly